Hydra vulgaris (swiftwater hydra) is the source of this 4083-nucleotide messenger RNA. RefSeq lists its product as uncharacterized. Lineage: Eukaryota; Metazoa; Cnidaria; Hydrozoa; Anthoathecata; Hydridae. The record is from RefSeq and is a predicted model, not a curated record. Gene Ontology annotation, molecular function: DNA-binding transcription factor activity; zinc ion binding.
AAAGCGCGUCACAAGUUUAGCGCAUGCGUUUUUCAAAUCUUAAAGACCUCGUGAAUUCAAAGUAACUUUUUUGUAUUUAAAACAAGUUCACUUUUUAUUCUUGACAUCAAAAUGAAUAAAAAUAAUUUUUGUCAAGAUUUGGAAGAUGUAGCGAAUGCACAACACAUAUCAACAUCAGCUUCAAAUUCAAUUUUAGCUAUGGAUACAAAGCACAUUUUAGCAACAUUUGCAGAUGUUUGUGCUAAGAUAAAAGAGCAUGAGUUAUUGCACACUGUCCAUUAUAUUGUAGGUUUUAAAAGAAGCAUGGAAAAAAGCUUUGAAGAAGUAUUACUGAAAAAUCACAAAGUGUUUUUUGAGGAUAAGGACGUCUCUUACACAGGAGUACCAUUCAUUGUUUCAUCAAAUAGUACUCUCGACUGUCAACAUGGCAAGGACAAAAAUAUCAAAGCUAAAGCUCUGUAUAACGUUAAAAAAAACUCAGAAGCAAGCUUAGAUCAUUCCUGCAAAAAAAAAAGAAUGACUCUCCAGGUUACCAAGAAAUUUGAUUGUCCUGCCCAAGUUUAUAUUAAAGAAAUAAUUGAAUUUUCCGAAUAUAAGCUGGAUAGAGAUUCAACUUGGCUAAGGAAAGAAAUUUCAAAAAAAUUACGUGCAGUUUUAGCUUUGAAAAAUACAGUUUUAAUGUGCAGAAAAUAUAUAUUGGUAAUUCCUGCGAUUUCUGCUCAUCAAAACCACCUUAUUGGUGAUGAAGCAGGUCUUAAUCAACCUUUAUGUGAAGAACUCAUUAUUAAAAUUAGUGAGUUAGUCAAAAAGGGUGUCAAUUCUGUUUCUGAAAUGAGACGUCAUCUAGCUGCCUUUAUUCAGGUGGAAUUUAAUUCGAAUAACAAUCCUCAGAAGACAAACAAACGUUUUUUCCCAAGGGAUGAUACAAUUGCAAAUCAUAUAUUGAGAGCUAGACGAAAGCUUCAAAGAUCACUUAUAGAUCAAGAAUGUCUUUUGGACAAGAUUAAUGAAUGGAAAAUAUUCUUUCCAGAUGCAACAAUCAAAUUCAGACCCAAGGGAGGAUAUUGUUCAGAAGAGAAUGAUGUAGAUCUUAAAAAUUCAUUGUUGUUUAUAUAUCAAGAUAUAUGGCAAAAGAAACUACUGCUUCGAUAUGGUAACGAGCUUGCCUUCCUUGAUGCUACAUACCGAACAACAAGAUAUGCACUGCCUCUCUUUUUCCUUGUUGUUAAAACUAACAUUGAUUACCAAAUUGUGGCUAUUUUUGUGUGUGAGCAUGAGACCACUGAAGCCAUAACAGAAGCACUUAUGUGCAUCAAAGAAUGGAAUCCUUCAUUCCAGCCAAAGUUCUUUUGUACUGAUUAUUCAAAUGAAGAAAUAAAUUCACUUGAAUCUGUGUUUCCAGGCUGUAAAGUGUUUAUUUGUGAUUUUCAUCGCGAACAAGCAUGGGAACGAUGGCUGUCUAAAACAACUAAUGGGUGUAGCAUGAUAAAGGAUGACAUUAAAGUUAGGCUUCGUGACAUUGCACAUGCGAAAACAGUAGAGGGUUGCCAAAAAGCUGUUGAGAAUUUAGAGGAAUCACUAGAAUGGCAAAAUAACCCAAAACUUGUAGAAUAUUUGAAAAGUACUUGGUUAUGUAUUCAAAAGAGAUGGGUAUUUGCUUAUAGACUAGAUCGAAUUCUGCUGAAUGUCAACACCAAUAAUGGAACUGAAAGACAGAAUCAAUCUUUCAAAUACAGUUUUUUGGAAAAAAGAAAGAAUUCUUCACUAACAGCUAUGCUCAGUAUUUGUAUAGAAGAAUUUCUUCCGCACAAAUAUGACAAUUAUUGUGAUGAUAAUAGAAGAGCACAUGCCUCAUAUAAGAAAUACCAUGAUGAAAUUCCAGCUUAUUUGAUUAAUCGGCCACCAUCUUUAGUUAAGCAUUGUAUGAAAUUAAUAGAUAAAUUACAAGGUGUAGAUUUGCGGGGCAUUAGUGCUAUGACAGACAAAUUAUACAACGUUGCUUCUUUCAAUUCAAAUAGUCGAGAAAUAUACCAAUGUUACCUUGGCGAUUCAGAACACUUGCCAACUUGUUCAUGUCCUAAUUGGUUUCGCAGCUUAUAUCCUUGUAAGCAUUUCUUUGCCAUUUUUAUUAAAGAUAAUCUCACAUGGUCUGCAUUUGGAACAUCCUAUGCAAAUUCUCCUUAUUUCAUGCUGGAUUUAUUGUCAGAUGAAAUUAUUUUAGCACAAUCCAAUGACAUUUUGUUACAAGAUAUUCAUUUUGGGCAUACAACAACAUUUACUGACUUGCCUAUAUCUCCACUUUCUAAACAGAAUGUAAUGGAAACAAAAAGUAUUCAUUGCUCACAAGUAAAUAGUAGUUAUAAUCUUAUUGGUGAGAACCAUACAUCUGCAACUUGUCGUGAGCUUUUAGGUGAAAUUAGACAAAUGAGUUAUUUAUGUCAAUCGCAACAAGCGAUUGAUAAUUUGUUGGAAGGGCUAUGUCAACUUAAAAAAAGUUUAGCAGACAGUCUUCCAACAGAAAGAGGAAUUCUGCUGCGCCCUGAGAUUCAACCUGAUACUUGGAGUAGGUCACUAACUAAUACACCUAAGCUUAGCCAUCUCCCUAUACGCCGCAAAAGAAAAAUGACUAAAAGAGUUGGAGUUAAAUACGACAUUUGUAAAACAGCCACAGACAUUAGUGUAAUAGCUAAAAAUGAUACUACAUUUUCUGAGAUUGUCACAAAUGAUUUGAUUGAUUUUGACAAUUGUGAUACUUUUACUGUUUCUAAUAAUGCAACUGAAAUAAAUACCUUUCAACCGAUGAUAGUAAUCACUUGCAUGGCGCCGACAUAAUCAAAGAUGAUAAACUAGAAACCAUUCAAAGUCUAAAGUCUUCAUUGAUUGGAAGUAGAGAACAGUAUGACAUUUCAAACGGGCAGAUGCUUAAUGAUAAGGUGAUUCAUUUUUGCCAGCAACUUAUGUCACUUCAGUUAAAUAUUGAUGUUGGUCUGCAAGAUCCUAUUAAAGGACAAGUGUUAUCUUUCCAUAUCUAUCCAAGCACGCCAUUUGUCCAAAUUCUUCAUGAUGGAAAUCUUCACUGGCUAUGUGUGACCACAUAUGAUUGCAAACCAGGGGAGAUAUAUAUAUUUGACAGCCUUUUCCAUGGUUCCAUCAGCUUGCAGAUAAAAAGGCAAAUAUGCUCCAUUUUACAUUGUCAACAAAAAAAUCUUAUUUUCAAAGUUUUGCCAGUUCAACAGCAAACAAAUGGUGUGGAUUGUGGAAUUUAUGCCAUUGCAUGGGCUCGUCAGAUUCUUGAAACAAAAAGUAUACCAUCAACAAAUCUGAUGUUUGAUCAAAGUGAAAUGAGAAGUCAUCUCCUGAAAUGUAUAUCAAACAACAGGAUGGAGAUAUUUCCAGCCACUAAAAAUCCUUUUUUGUUUAAAAGAUGUAAUGCUAAGACUUUUCGCGUUCCACUGCAUUGCUCAUGUCGCAUGUUUUGGAUACCUGGAGACGAAGACAUAUUUAACAGGCAAAUGGCACAAUGCUGUGUUUGUAGUAAAUGGUUUCAUCGUGAUUGUGAACAAAUUCCACCAAGUGCCUAUGAAAAGGAAGACGAAAUUUGGAUUUGUCAUGAUUGCCAGAACCGAUCAAAAUAUUAAGCCUACUAUGCAACAUACCUACAAAUUUCUAUGCGUUAAAUGCGUUGCUGAUAAAGUAGUACCAACAAUGGUAUUGCACAAAACCAAUUUUACUUGAAAAAGUAAAAUUUGCAAAUCCUACCCAAUAUUCUAUAGCAGGUACCCGCUGCUUACUUAAACUGGUAUCCUCGCAAAGAAUUACAUGAUAUGUGUGUGAAUAAAAAAAAUGGACAUCCGGAACGCCGUGUAAAAACGUUUGCUAUGCUGUAUUUACGCUAUUGAUAGAACUUUAGCAUUUUUAUAAUCUGCUAUUAGUUUAGAAGUAACAAUUUUAGAUUAAAUUAUUUAACUGUUUUUCAGUCGAUAACCAAGAGGUCAUAAGUCCACAUUUAUGUUUUUCCAAUUUAUUAUCAAUAUAUAUUUAAUUUGAAUACUCAAUUUUCUCGGAAACAUAAUGAACAUACGA